Messenger RNA from Gryllus bimaculatus (two-spotted cricket), 3648 nucleotides. The record is from the annotation of a GenBank genome assembly. Lineage: Eukaryota; Metazoa; Arthropoda; Insecta; Orthoptera; Gryllidae.
GCGUGGGUCCUCUCAGCAUGUUGUGCAGUAUCUAAUUGCUGAGUGUUUAAAUGAAAAAGACUGGUAAAAUGAAAUUCUUGACAGUUUAAUUUGUAAAUUUCCAUUGCAAUGGAUCCUUUUCACUUCAGAGAUUUGAAGGCGAAAAGAGUCAGUGCCCGCUUUCACGGCGUAAUCAGUGCGAAAUGUUUUCGAAAUGAACUGUACUACUGUGGGGGAGGGAAGCCAAGCAGUGUGAUGUGGGUCGCACGGGAGGGAAGGGCUAGUCGGGGUGUGAUGAAGGCUGCAGGCUGAAUUAAUUCAGUCUACUUCUUUCAUUAGAUAACCAUACAUUAUUGUGCAAUAAUAGAAUCGUUAAAUGCAUUUAAUAUUCGUGUACAGUGUAUUUUGCCAUCCUAGUGCACCGGCAGACGAAUCGCAAGUGAUGAUAAUCGAGUCACUUUUUUUUCGUUAAAAAAAGAUUCAUGUCGCAGAAACUAUGAAAGUACAGAUUUUAAUCUAAAGUGUUGUCUUCCAAGCAUUCAAGCAAGUGUUUUGUGAAAGCAUAUCUGCAGAAAGCGAGCCAAUUUACUGAUCAUGGCUUUUGUUAAGUGUUGUUUUGAUUCUGAGCUGCCAGACGUCGUAGAAUCUGUCAUUCAGAAAUGCACAGAUCCGGGCUGUUGUUGUGGGUGUUGUUCGGCAUUGCGGCCCCGUUACAAGAGAUUAGUGGACAAUAUUUUCCCGGUUACUCCUCAGGAUGGUUUAGUUAAAAGCAAUAUGGAAAAAUUGAUAUUUUAUUCCUUAUCGUCACCAGAAAAGCUAGAUCGUAUAGGAGAGUAUUUAUUUCAAAGAGCCUGUAGAGACAUCAAUAGGCGAAGAACAGGAUUUGUGGUGAUAGCUAUGGAGGCUAUGGAUCAGCUUCUGAAAGCAUGUCAUGCUCAGACUCUAAAUCUGUUUGUUGAAAGUUUUUUGAAAAUGGUUCAGAAGUUGUUAGAAUCCACAGAGCCUCAAUUACAAAUAUUGGCUACACAAUCGUUUGCUAACAUUGAAGAGGAUACACCGUCUUAUCAUCGCAGAUAUGAUUUUUUUGUCUCAAAAUUUUCAUCAAUGUGUCACAGUAAUCAUUGUGAUACUGACCUUCGUGACAAAAUAAGAUUAGCUGGAAUUGAAGGAUUGCAGGGAGUCGUCCGUAAAACUGUAUGUGAUGAUCUUGUAGAAAAUAUUUGGGCGCCAGUGCAUAUGGAUAAAAUUGUUCCUUCACUUCUCUAUAAUAUGCAAAAUGCAAGGUUUCAUGAAAAUGACGCUGAAACACCUGAACCUCCACAAGAAGAACGUGCUGAUCCUCCAACUCUUGCAGAAACAUGCAUGCGAGAAUUAGUUGGACGUGCAUCAUUUGGCCACAUACGUUGUGUAUUACGACCUGUCUUGAGGCAUCUAGACAAUCAUGAUUUAUGGGUUUCAAAUCAGUUUGCGAUUAGAACUUUCAAGAUAAUUAUGUUUUCAAUUCAGGCUCAAUACUCAUGUGUUGUUGUUGAAAUCCUUAUGGCGCACUUAGAUGAGAAUUCCAAAUCUAGUCCAAAAAUUCGAACAAGUAUAGCAGAUGUUCUGUCAAAAAUUAUUGCUAUUGCAGCUGGUGAAAGUGUUGGUCCAUCUGUUUUGGAAAUAAUAAACUCCCUUUUAAGUCACCUGCGUGUAUCGGUUACUCGAGAAGCGCCAUCUGAUGAUCCACAAGCUCAGCGAGAUGAAAAAUUAUACCAAGAAGGUUUGAUUAAUGCAUUGGGUGAAUUUGCCAAUCACUUACCAGAUUAUCAAAAAAUAGAGAUUAUGAUGUUCAUUAUGAGCAAAGUUCCUUUCCCUGCUCUUGAUCAUUUGCGAUUCAAUGGUGCAGGAGAUGUUUUACUUCAGAGCAUUUUACUCAAGUCACUUUUGAAGGUUGGCACAACGUAUCAAACAAGUCAUUUCAAUAAAACCUUCCCAAUGUCAUUUUUGGAACCACUUUUGAGAAUGUCUGUUGCUGCAGACCCAGAUAUGCGAUUACUGGUUCAAAAAAUUCUACAUACACUUAUUGAUCGUCACAAUAACUUGGAAAAACUUCUAAAGCCUUCAGUUAAUAUACCAGAACUAGAACUUGUACUUGAAAAGAGUUCACGACCUGAUAUCAUUUUCAUCCGGAAGCAUGGACCUGAUAUUUACCUGAGUCUUUAUGAGAGUUUGGAACAAGCAAAUAACACUGUUGAGAAUAUUGAAGCAGUAUACACCACACUAGCAUUGUUAUGUGUAGAACUAGCAUCUGAAGAAACUGUUACAGAUUUACUGCGUCUUGUUAUAAGCAUGCAGGAUAUGGCUCUUACAAAUGGCUCUUUAUCUUCUGCUCAAAAGUUUAAUCUUCAUGCAGUGGUGGCCAGUCUUCUGAUUUUAAUUCCUAAUGUAGUUCCAAUAUCUGCACUUCUGGAAUAUGCUGAAAAGAAUGAUGUUUUGCAAAACAAAUUGAAUGAAAUCUUCAGCAAACUUUCAACAGGCCUGUCAGAUGGCAUACGUGCUCCUUCCACACCUACUCCAAGCACCAAGCAAGAGAAUGAUGGUUUGCGAACCAAUCCACCAGCAUAUGAAGUACUUUUCCCUGAACUUUUUGUGUAUUAGGUGAGAAUUUAACUAAUAUUUCUUUUGUGUUAUGGCAUUUUUGUAUAUACAUUGUAUUAAUGUAUUGGCAUAUAUUGUGCCAUGUUUGAUGGUUUUCAUGUACCCCAUGUAUAUGUCUUGAAAUGUAUGUAUAGUUCGAAAAAGCAAUGAAACAAAGUUGUGAAUAACACAAGGUUUUAUGAGUUAAUGCUUUUUGGAUUAUAACAAUACUGUAGAAAGUAUAUGUGAUUGUAGAAUAAUGUUGAUAAAUUUCAGAAACAAGAAAAAUACCUACAUAUUAAAAUUGUUGAGUAGUGAAUAAGAAUGCACAUUUGUUUCUCAAGUCAAUUGAAGUUACUAAAUUGUUAUUGAAAUUACCAAACUUGCCAUCCAUUGCAAGACAGUGCAUAUUAGCGUUAACCCACUUUAAAAGUGUACCCAAUUUUGAAAAUUAUUUUUAGAGAAUAUCAUUCAUAUACAAUGUAUUUUAUUGUUCUUGCAUAAAAACAAGGAGGGAAAUAUAUAUCCUUCACAAAAUUAUUCAUUUUGUAUGUUUGUCAUAAAUUUUAAGUUAUAUGGUAGAAAAGAUUUCCUCUAAAACCCUUUCAGAUUCAGUCAUUAAGUACAUACUGGUCCAGAAAUGUGGAUAACUGGUUCUUUUCUCUCGGAACCAUUUUUAUUCUUAUUUUUUUAAAAAUGUACUAUUCAAUUUACAAAAUUUAUUUUUAUUCCUUCCUUCACAUAGUUUAUCAUAUAAACCAAAAUUAUCUUUCAUUUAUUUAGUGUCUUAUGCUAUCUUCCAAUUACCUUCCAUAAACCCCACCAUCUGCAAUUUCCUACAAGGUUAGUCACAGCAAACAUUGGGUGUAUGUUAAUUAGGUUUGCCUAUUAUUGUUACAUAAAUGCAAAAGUAAAGAUCAGGUCAGUAACGUGAAGUUACACUGCCACAAAUCUACAAUUUGUAAGAUGAACCAAACAAUGUGAUCUAGGCUCUGUUGCAGUUUGGGAUUCAAAUUGUUUAUAUAUUUGAUAUCAAGAUUUACCAAGAAUAUU